AUGGGAACCUUGUUUCUGAACCAAAUUAAGAAGCAGGCAUCUUCUUUUCUGCAAGAGAAGUAUAAAUUUGCUAGGCUGGUCUUGACUGAUGUCACUGAUGCACAACUGUUGGCGGAGGAAGCCACAAAUACUGAAUCAUGUGGUCCCGAUGCCAAAACAAUGACCAGAAUAGCCGAUGCAUCCUUUGAUAUUGAUGAUUGUUGGAGGAUAGUUGAUGUUCUUCACAUGAGAUUGCAUGGCAUUGAUUGGAAGCAGUGGUGGCAAUCCUACAAAUCUUUGGUUUUGCUUGAAUUCUUACUAACUCAUGGCCCAGAAAAUUUUGCUGAGGAAUUUACAUGUCACGCCCUUAUCAUUCGAGAGCUUGGAACAUUUCAACACAUAGAUGAGAAAGGCUUCAACUGGGGAGCUAGCAUGCAAAAAUCAGAGAGGGUGCUAAAACUUCUAGCAGAAGGAGAAACUCUCAGAAAUGCACGUCUCAAAUCUCUCAAAAUAACAAAAGAAAUAGAAGGAUUUGGGAACUUAAUAGUUUCACCUUCUUCCUCAUCCUCUAAAAAAUCAAAAACUUUGCCUUUUGGAUCUGGACCAUAUUCCCCCUCUAGCUCUACCUAUAACGAAGUGGAUGAACAUACCAAGAGAUUGCCUUUGGAGGGAUGUCAGGGAUAUCUGGCUUAUGUGAAAGAGGUACCAAAAGGGGAAAUAAAGCUGGAGGAUAUCCCAAUAGUGAAGGAUUUUCCUGACGUAUUUCCAGAAAUAUGGUGGGAUUGCCUCCUUAUUAAGAAGUUGAGUUUGUGA
This is a messenger RNA of Malania oleifera, 792 nucleotides long. RefSeq names its product epsin-3-like. Lineage: Eukaryota; Viridiplantae; Streptophyta; Magnoliopsida; Santalales; Ximeniaceae. Gene Ontology annotation, cellular component: endosome; plasma membrane; clathrin vesicle coat. Gene Ontology annotation, molecular function: phospholipid binding; clathrin binding. The record is from RefSeq and is a predicted model, not a curated record. Gene Ontology annotation, biological process: endocytosis.